UAGAGAACUAUGAAGAAGGUGUUGGAUUUUGCGGUUGGAUGUUAAUCACCCUGUCGUGGCUUUUAUUUGCGUUAACGUUUCCGGUGUCGAUAUUUUUCUGCGUUAAAAUAAUACAAGAGUACGAACGGAUUUUUUUCAUUCUGCCUUGCAUCGAGUCGUACACGAAGGUCGACUUACGGACAGUGUCCUUCGACGUACCAACUCAGGAAAUUCUCACUAAAGAUUCGGUGACGAUCAGCGUCGACGCAGUCGUUUAUUACCGUAUCAACAAUGCGACGAUUUCCGUCGCGAACAUAGAAAAUGUCCAUUAUUCAACUCGACUUCUAGCGCAGACAACGCUCAGAAAUAUACUCGGCACGAAAAACCUCUCCGAAAUUUUGUCUGACAGGGAGGCAAUAGCCGCUUGCAUGCAGACUAUGCUCGACGAAACAACCGACAGGUGGGGAAUCAAGGUCGAAAGAGUGGAGAUGUACGUGCACAACACUGAUUUAAAAAAGACGUUCGCCUUCCAGUCCAACUGCAGCGAGCAAUGGCAGCUGAAGCAGAAGCUGCCCGCGAGGCUCGAGCGAGGGUGAGA
Messenger RNA from Soboliphyme baturini, 577 nucleotides. The record is from the annotation of a GenBank genome assembly. NCBI's taxonomy places the organism in Eukaryota, Metazoa, Nematoda, Enoplea, Dioctophymatida, Soboliphymatidae.